This is a messenger RNA of Mya arenaria, 5586 nucleotides long. RefSeq names its product adhesion G protein-coupled receptor L1-like. Gene Ontology annotation, biological process: cell surface receptor signaling pathway; adenylate cyclase-activating G protein-coupled receptor signaling pathway. The record is from RefSeq and is a predicted model, not a curated record. Gene Ontology annotation, molecular function: G protein-coupled receptor activity. The coding region runs from base 386 to 3661 and encodes 1091 amino acids. Gene Ontology annotation, cellular component: membrane. The transcript has 22 exons. NCBI's taxonomy places the organism in Eukaryota, Metazoa, Mollusca, Bivalvia, Myida, Myidae.
CGAGGCGUGACGCAGACUUGGUUGGUACGCUUGCCUGAACCCGCCAACUCACUUUUAUAAUAAUAGCGCAUGUGAGGUUACAGUGAACAGUAUUAACUGAUGUCAUUUUCAAAAUAACCUCUUAAACCGUAUGUUCAGUGAUAUUCCUAUUGAUUUAAGGCGGAACCGAUGUAUGUAAAGUUGGAGUGAAGUGUUGGCUCAUAUUUAAGUGGGCUUUUCCGUAUCGUAUUAGUUAAAAUUGUGAAAAUAACUAUAAGCUGCUUAAUAUGAUGAUGUGACUGUUACUUUUGAACGUUAAUUGUUGGAAGGAUAUAUUCUGAUAAAACAAAGAGUAUAAUUAUUUUAAAUCAUUAGAGAAGGCUAGUUGUAACAAUUGUUCAAAACAAUGGAUUUCAAAAAUCUGUGGAUCUUUAUUCUGUUGAUAAUUUUGAAAGAAGGAUCAAAUGCCGCCGAUGAUUCCUCCUCGGAAGAGGAAAUUAUAUGCGCGGAACCAUGGACGCGCAUCCACCGCUCAUGCAUCUUCAACAACAGCACCUUGACGAGCCAAAAGGAAUCAGCCGCCAUGUGCGACUCCAUGGGCGGGUACCUGCUUGUGAUCAGUAACGUUGCAGAACGACAAGGUGUGGUAAAUGAAAUCAAGAGGUUAGUCAACACGUAUAGGUCAACCGAUUACCUAAACUGGUGGGUGGGGCUAAAGUUUGGUGGCGAGCCCGCACAGUGGAGCUGGUUUAGUGAGGAAGAGUUCAACACUAAACUAACUGAUUGGGCUCCGGCACAAUCAGGAGCCCCGGCAGACUGUGCUAUGUUCGACUACCAGGGGUAUCUCCUUGAAGAAGACUGUGAGUUGCAGCACCCGUUCAUCUGUGAACAAAACCGUACUGCUUUAACAACCACAACGGCCGCCACAACUUCAACUACUACAGUGGCACCAGUCACCACCACUGGGGAGAUGGUAACGGAACAAGAAUCCACUUCCGGUGAACCAGAAAUCUCAACAGAGCGGACCGGGCAGCCGACUACUCAGCAUACGACACCCGAUGUCGGUCCAAACCAGACGACGCGUAACCACACGGAUGAACCGACGGAACUUCCGGACGUCAGCAACCAGACUAGCGGUACACCGCGACCCGACGGCGACACCAGCAGCACACAGGAUCCUGGUGUUUCGACUACAGGUCAACCGGAUGUGACGGAUCCAGCUAAUCAGGGGACGACUACCGAUGGUCAAGGAGACUCAGGCUCAGAGUCGACGCCUAAACCGGAUGUUCCCAGUGGCGGAACCCGACCAUCGAAUAACGUGACCGGAAAUCCGAAUCCUACAAACAGACCGACGCAAAACCCGAACAUCACAACGGAUAACUCUAGUCAACCCACUGAUCGCACAGACAACCCAGAUGUACCGACAGGCAGGACGCAGAAUCCAAAUAGGCCAACAGACAGAACCCCAAAUCCAAACAAGCCGACGGACCGACCACCGAACACCAACAAGCCUACCAGCAAAACCAGCCCGCCAACGCCGACGACACCGUCUGCAGAGAGAGAAAGAGAAAUUGAAUUGGAAAAGUUUAAGGACUGUUACGCUGUGAACUACGAGAGCACGUGCCCGCCCGUGCAGGCGUUCGGGAUCUCGUGGCCGCGCUCCAACCCCGGACCAGUGCAGGUUCAGUGUGAACACGGAAAUGCAAUGUGGCACUGUUCUAGGAACCCAGUUGUGUGCUGGCGAAGAGAGCCUAAUGUUCAACAGUGUACUUCACCGGCUGUCCAGAAUCUUACCAGACAGAGUGAGGCGUUUCUGGAGGACCCUGGUAAUGCGGAGGCGGCACUAGCGUUCACCGGAAGUUUGGCGGCCGCGAGCGAAACCCCGGCCAUGUCGGAGCAGGAUCUCUACCAAACAACCGUCCUCUUGGAGACGGCCGGUCGCGCCAGGCCCAACAACGCCUCACAGGCCAAAACCAUCAUAAAGGACGUCCUCAAGUGUGGAAGCGGUCUUGUCGCCAAUGACAAGAAGAGCACGUGGGCGGGAAUGGAGCCGGCGUCACAACGAAUCGUUGCCGCCUCCCUCAUGCGUUCCGUCGAGAACGUGACGUUAGCGAUGGCGGAAACGUUCACGGAACCCGGGGUUCAGACGAUUGAGGACGAGAACAUAGCGGCUGAAGUACACGUGUUGUCAAUGGCGAACACGCUUCCAGGGGAGGGAAAUGUGAAGUUUCAACGAGAAGACAACUCUUUCUACAUACCUGAGGAAAAUUUAUUAGCUCAUAGCUCAGGCGGCGUUUCGCGGGCGGUAUUCCUUGAAUAUCGAACAUUUGGCGGUCUGUUGGAACCCGACCCGUCAGCGGAUGUGACGUCAGAGCGUCGUGUGGCCAGCCGCGUGUUGAGCGCUACCCUUGGAGGAACUGAAGGCCAGGUGCAGCUGACAGAGCCGGUUAUAAUAGCCUUCAAAACGGAAAAGGUGGACGGGGUUGAGCGAUACCAACACAAAUGUUCGUUCUGGAACUAUAGCCUUGGUUUCUCGGGCUCCUGGUCCCAGAAGGGCUGUGCCCUGGACAAAACUAACGAUACCCACACGUUGUGUCGCUGUGACCACCUCACCAGUUUCGCCGUUCUCAUGGACAUCCAUAAAACAGAGAUCAAGGGUGUUCAUGCGAUGGUCCUGUCAUACAUCACAUACGCCGGGAUAAUCAUCUCUGCCGUCUGCUGUUUCUUCAGCUGGCUCACUUUUGUCUGUCUCAGCUGCCGCUGCAUCAAAGGACAUCGUAGCAGCGCCGAUGAGCGGGGUAACAGUGGCGGUAGUAACUAUGCAGGCUCCGCCUCUCGAUCCGUUCAUGGGGAGCGGAACUCAAUCCACAAACAUCUCGUGUUCACAAUAUUCGUGGCUGAAAUCCUCUUCCUUGCUGGUAUACAGAGGACGGAUGAUAAGAUCGCGUGUGCGGUGAUCGCGGGCGUGCUGCACUUCUUCUUCACAUCAAGCUUCUUCUGGAUGUUUUUAGAGGGUAUCCACAUCCUCUUCAUGCUCGUCCAGGUGUUUGAUGCCGCCAGGUCAAGGGUCAAAUACUACUACCUCGUCGGAUAUGGAUUUCCACUUUUAAUUGUUGGAAUAUCUGCUCUUGUUUAUCAUGAUGGAUACGGAACUGAAAAAUAUUGCUGGUUGACUUCAGACAGAAUGUUUUUAUGGAGCUUCGCUGGUCCUGUAGCAUUUAUAUUACUGGUGAACCUGUUGAUAUUGAUUUACGCCAUGACAGCUGUGUGUAAACAUUCAGAGUAUGUUUUCACGAAGGACAAGUCUCCGACAGGAAACAUAAGGGCAUGGAUCCAAGGAGCCCUGGCACUUGAAGUGCUGCUGGGCCUCACGUGGGUGUUUGGCUUUUUCUACAUCAGCGAGGAGGCUCUUCCAUUCGCAUACCUCUUCACCAUUUUCAACUCCCUCCAGGGCCUCUUCAUUUUCGUAUUCCACUGUGUACUCAAUAAAAAGAUCCGCAAGGAGUACGCACGGUUUAUUGACUAUCAGCGGCGGCCGUCAUCCAGCGGCACUCACUCCUCCAAGGCGAACGCUUCCGGUCACUCCAACGGCCUCCAGCUCCACCGUCGCUCAGAGCCGGGUUUCUAUGACCUCUCUAAGACCGCCAACGGCACGGACCGCCGCACGUCCACUGAUGCCUGAACAUCCAGAUCGUGAUAUCACGAGGACCAAACUACUUGAUGCUUAUACUCGCAACGUGCGUGAUAAUGACACGUGUUAUAUGUUGGUGAAAAUCAGGCAUGUAUGCAUUUGCGCUAUAAGACAUCAUGUGUGUCUCGUGCACUAACUGUGUCCGUGGAUUAAAAGUGACAGCCGAUUAAUUCGGUGAUACGAGGAUCCAGAUGAGUUCCAAGCCUCGGACAAAUUAUUCUAAAAACAAAAUAAUCCACUGAACAUUUGUACGAAACUUUAUAUAUAUAUAGGCCAAGCCUAUUAGGAUGUAUUAUUUAAUAGACUAGAGCUCAAUACCGGUGUCUCUCUUUUUAAUGUGGUUGUCACAUUUGUGUGGACCAAACCUCGGAAUACCAAGAAAGCACUGCUACACUAGUGUUGGGGCAAGGUGCUUAAAAAUAUUGUUAUGUAACGGAACAACAUCAGCUCUUCUUUGGAUAAUAGCAGAGAGUUCCGAUUGCUAAUGUAGUACCGUUACAAAGCGCUGUUUUUAAAGCUACUCGCAUAAGGUCCCAUUUUCUCGAAAGUUCAUAAGCAUUAAAAGCUUUAGUAGCUUAUUUCAUUAAACAAACUUUCUUUAACCAAAUAAAAAUGUAAUUUUUCUCGAAUAUAAAUAUUACACACUCAUUUCUUAAAGAAAAUAGUGGGCUUAGCUAGGUAUGUAGGACUUUAGAUGUUAUUUUGGGGCCAGAUGUUAUUUUUUUGUAUGUAGCAAUAUUUUGAAACUCAGAAGGCAUGUAUUUGUGUUCAGUUUAGAAUAAGCCAUAAUUUUUUAUUAUAAUUCGUUUUCAAUAGAUACGCUGUUUGUUAUUGUGUAUUGUUGAAGGGGCUGUGAAUUUCCAAAACAUCACAUUAUUUACCGAAACUGUGUGGUCAACAGACUAGUAACUUUGCAGCAUAACGGUAUUGAUUUUAGGUUCAUAAAGUAUGCUAUAUAGCUAGUACAUUGUUUAUAUUCAUAGUAAGGAUUUCAGGUUAUAUCUAUAAAUAUGGAUCCAUUUUUGCAUAAUACUCACAGGAUUUUGUCUGUAAAUGUGUUUUUCACAAUUGAAUCAUUUACAUUUACUAUUGAAUGUAAGUUUAUAUAUUGUCGGUGCUUCUUAUUUAAUGUGUAUAUAUGUCCAACCCUCUUGCCUCAAAUGAUCUAUACGAAACCGCAGAUUUUACAGAUCAAUUUAAAACGAAAGCAAACUCAAAUACAUAAAAUCUCAUUAUUGUUCACUUACGAAAUUGAAUUAAAAGUAAUAAAAUAUAGGAUGGCAUUCUACCUGUUUUCGUUCAACUCACAGUAUCCGCUAUUAUUACAUAUUAAUAUGAAAUAAGCAAUAAGCUCCGCUUCAUAACAAAUACAAGCAUGUCAUUGACUCAUUCGAAAUUUUCAAAAAUGUUAAAAGAUCUGCGACUGAUCUGCGACCCUUUCGUGAAGAAUCCUGAGAGUGACUUUAAACCUAGGAGCAAAUUUUUACCCAUGAGAUAUUUUAAAUAUUGGAGUUAUUGUAAAUCUAGUUGGAAUGUUGCAACUCAGAGCGAUGCUGUCCCUUAAAAUAAUAAAAUUUACCAAAGAUCAAUUUUGUAUCUAGGAGCGAUUUUGUAAGCAGAAAACAUUCUUUCUGUGAGUAACUUUGCACCUAGAGGUGAUUUGCUAUUUAGAAAAGUUUUUUACAGUACGCUAAUCUUGUUAAAUGUCCCUCCUAAUAUACGAUAUAGCUCUAAGGUUUCUUCAUGAAAAGAAUCUUUGAUAUAUUAUAUUUUAUACCGAGGUUGAACUCAUAUAAAUUCUGUGAUAUCACCCAGUGUAAAGUCAUUUAAGCAAAUUUUUGUUUGAAACUGAUCUUUAAGUAUUUCCUUCUAUCUGUAUAAACAUGCUUCAAAUGCAAUAAAAUCUGUAAAGACAA